This is a messenger RNA of Lycium ferocissimum, 3994 nucleotides long. RefSeq names its product sucrose-phosphate synthase 4-like. Gene Ontology annotation, biological process: sucrose metabolic process. The record is from RefSeq and is a predicted model, not a curated record. NCBI's taxonomy places the organism in Eukaryota, Viridiplantae, Streptophyta, Magnoliopsida, Solanales, Solanaceae. Gene Ontology annotation, molecular function: sucrose synthase activity; sucrose-phosphate synthase activity.
CGACUAUGGCUAAAGUUCUAUUACUCACAGAUGUAUGUAGAUCUAAAAUGUUGUUCUCCUGGUUUGAGUUGAACAAUUACUUUGGUCUCUCCAUCUUUCUUUGAUUUUGUUAUCUCCUGUCAACACUUAUUGAGAAUUGUCCUUAAUAUACUUCACUUAGUUUAAGUCCUUGCCCUUAUUUUCUUUUAGUCGUGCUAGUUUAAACAAUUACUCCUCCACUUUUUAUAUUUCUAGCUUUUGAUACGAGCCAUCUAAAGCUUCCCCUAGAGUUUUACUAAUAACCUUUUGCUAGAUUUUCAAUUUCUUUAAAUUCUUUUUAUCUCGAAGGAAUUGAAAUUAUUUUUAAUGAAAAACUGCUGAUUAUUUCGUAUCUUCUUGUCUUCAAUGACGGAUUCAAUGAUAUUAUUGGACAAAGCAAAAUUUUAUACCAUUCUAUUGUGAUAUUCACCGUAAAAAUAGACAUGAAUUUAGUUUUAUCAUGAAAAGGUUUUUCAUAAAUUUUUGAAUUGAAUUUGACAAGAUGCAAUGAAAGAUUUGUUUUUAAUUGCUGAAAUUAGUGACUAUUCAUGUGAAGAGGUGGUGCAAUAGGGAAAUUAUAUUGGUGGUUAAUAAUAAUAAAAAAAUUCUUCGCCAGGAAUUUGUUAAAAGUAAGGAAGAAAAAGUAAAAUAAAAGAAAUGAAAAAGGGCCAAAAUUGCCCCUGUACUUUUUGUCGAGGAACCCAUUUGCCCUCCAUUAACAGUUGAGCUGUUUUAAAAAAACUGAAAACAGUAAGUAUUGAAGACAGAAGCAGCAGCUUCAAGAAUAAUAAAAUUGAGGAAAAUAUGAGGUUUGAAAAGUUUGAAAUCCAGAAAGAGAAGCUGUUUAGUCCCACUAAGUACUUUGUUGAAGAAGCUGUCAAUAGCUUUGAUGAGUCUGACCUCCACAGAACUUGGAUCAAGGUAGUGGCAACAAGGAAUUCUCGUGAGAGGAAUAAUAGGCUCGAGAAUAUGUGCUGGCGCAUUUGGUAUCUUACCCGCAAGAAGAAACAAAUAGCCUGGGAUGAUGCACAAACACUAAUAAAACGGCGACUUGAACUAGAGAAAGGUCGUUUUGAUGCAGCAGAAGAUCUUUCUGAACUUUCAGAAGGUGAGAAGGAGAAAGGAGAUAAAAUACCAUCAGAUCAUUCUAACCAUGCCAUAUCAAGGAUUAACUCGGAUACACAGAUUAUAACAACCAAACAUACUAUCAAACAUUGGUCAAACAAGGUUUAUGCUAUGUUUACUGUUUAUUGUAGUACCCAUGGGUUGGUGCGUGGAGAAAACAUGGAACUCGGACGAGAUUCUGACACCGGUGGUCAGGUGAAGCACGUAGUUGAGCUUGCUCGAGCAUUUGCAAACAUGAAAGGAGUUCAUCGAGUUGAUCUCCUGACUCGGCAGAUCACAUCCUCAGAGGUUGACUCUAGCUAUGGUGAGCCAAUUGAGAUGCUCUCAUGCCCAUCUGACGCUUUUGGCAGCAGUGGUGCCUACAUAAUUCGAAUCCCCUGCAGGCCACGUGACAAGUAUAUUCCAAAAGAAUCACUCUCUUACAUACCAUAAUUUGUUGAUGGGGCAUUAAGCCACAUUGUGAGUAUGGCAAGAGCUAUAGGGGAGCAAGUAAAUGCUGGAAAAGCAGUGUGGCCUUAUGUGAUUCAUGGGCAUUAUGCUGAUGCAGGAGAGGUAGCAGCCCGCUUGUCUGGAACCUUGAAGAAACUAAUAGGACACUCACUAGGAAGAAACAAGUUCGAGCAAUUGCUUAAACAGGGCAGACUCACCAAGGGGGACAUCAAUGCCACCUACAAGAUAAUGAGGAGAAUAGAAGCAGAAGAAUUGGGACUAGAUACCGCUGAAAUGGUGGUAACUAGCACAAGGCAAGAGAUUGACGAACAAUGGGGUUUGUAUGAUGGUUUUGAUAUUCAGCUAGAGAGGAAACUCAGAGUUAGGAGACGGAGAGGAGUGAGUUGCCUCGGGAGAUACAUGCCGAGGAUGGUGGUUAUACCACCGGGGAUGGACUUCAGCAAUGUGAACGCACAAGAUUCACUGGAAGGAGAUGGAGAUCUCAAGUCAUUGAUUGGCGCAGACAAAAGGCAAAAGAGACCUAUACCACAUAUAUGGUCCGAGAUCAUGCGAUUCUUCGUUAACCCUCACAAGCCUAUGAUACUUGCACUGUCACGUCCAGAUCCUAAGAAGAAUGUAACUACUUUGCUCAGGGCUUUUGGAGAAUGUCAAGCACUUCGAGAACUAGCCAACUUGACACUGAUCCUAGGUAACAGAGAUGACAUUGAUGGCAUGUCCAAUAUCAGCUCUGCAGUACUCACAACAGUAAUAAAGCUCAUUGAUAAGUACAAUUUGUAUGGCCAGGUGGCAUAUCCAAAGCAUCAUAAGCAACCAGAGGUUCCUGAUAUAUAUCGUCUGGCUGCAAAAACUAAGGGUGUGUUCAUCAAUCCAGCUCUUGUUGAGCCAUUUGGCCUGAUCUUAUUGAGGAAAAUCUUCUUUGUGCAGGCAGCUGCUUAUGGUUUGCCUAUAGUUGCUACCAAAAAUGGAGGGGCAGUAGAUAUACUCAAGGCACUAAACAAUGGGCUACUCAUUGAUCCCCGUGAUCAAAAAUCCAUAGCAGAUGCUCUUCUAAAGCUUGUUGCUGAAAAGAACCUACGGCUGGAUUGCCGUAAAAAUGGCCUAAACAAUAUCCACUGUUUCUCAUGGCCAGAGCACUGCCAGAAUUACCUCUCCCAUGUUCAACGCUGCAGAAAUCGCCACCCUGCCAAUCCUCUUGAGGUCAUGAAGCCAACUCCUGAAGAACCUAUGAGUGAAUCAUUAAGAGAUGUUGAAGACCUAUCUCUUAAAUUUUCCAUUGAUGUGGAUCUCAAGGCCAAUGGAGAGCUUGAUAUGGCAAAAAGGCAGCAGGAACUUGUAGACAUACUCUCACGGAAAGCUAAUUCAAUUAACAAGCCUAUUAUUAGCUACUGCCCUGGGAGAAGGCAGGUCCUAUAUGUACUGGCAAUUGACUGUUACAACAGCAAAGGAUCUCCAACUGAGACCUUAUCUCUAAUGGUCAAGAAUAUAAUGCAAGUUGCAGGAUCCAGGUCCAGCCAAAUAGGUCUAGUUUUUUUGACAGGGUUGAGUCUACAAGAGACUAAAGAAGCGCUAAAUAUGCCCAAAAAUUUAGAACAUUUUGAUGCAUUGAUUUGCAGCAGUGGAAGUGAAAUAUACUACCCAUGGAGGGACUUAGGACUAGAUGACGACUAUGAAGCCCACAUUGAGUACCGGUGGCCGGGUGAGAACAUUAAAUCAGCAGUGCUGAGACUUAGUAGAAUCGAAGAAGGUUCUGCGCAUGACAUUGCACAAUGCUCCAGUGCAUGUAGCUCUCGAUGCUACUCAUAUAGCAUCAAGCCAGGAACCGGAGUAAGGAAGGUUAAUGACCUUCGUCAGAGGCUACGCAUGAGAGGCUUCCGUUGCAACGUUGUCUACACACAUGCUGCAUCAAGGUUGAACGUGACACCAUUAUUUGCAUCGAGAUCCCAAGCACUUACGUAUCUCUCAGUUAGGUGGGGAGUUGCUCUUUCCAAUAUGGUUGUUUUUGUGGGGGAAAAGGGAGAUAUGGACUAUGACAGCCUGCUUGUGGGACUUCACAAGACUCUUAUUCGAAAACGAAGUGUGAAACAUGCCAGCGAGAAGCUUCUUCACAAUGAAGACAGCUUUAAAACAGAUGAUGUAGUGUCUCUAGAUAGUACAAACAUAUGUGCAGCUGAAGGAUAUGAACCCCAGGAUAUAUUUGCAGCCUUGGAGAAGUUAGGGGUCAUGUGAAGUCUCGGAUGAUGCUUUUAAUUUGCAACAUCACAUGUAAAACUUCAGUAAAAAAUAAGCAUUCAAGUAAAAGUUUGGGAAAAAGUUCGGGUUUCAAUCUUAUACUGUGUAAAAAUAUCAAGUCACAUAUACAAGUCAUAGCACAGCUAGAGUUCAAAACACACUGAACGAAUAU